ACGUUUUUUUUCUGUGGUAUGAAUGUUAAUGGUAUUGCUAAUUAACAACUGUGAUGGCUAACAGAGAAGAGAUGCACGUCACUGAGAGUAACCUCACCAUGGCACCUGAUGUGAUGUACUACAAUAUGUCCCUGACUACGGGAGACAUGGAGCUCGUCAGGCUUCAGGUUGAUUGUGAGGUGGAGGGUGCAAACGCCCUGUUUGAGGCUACUUCUGAGGUUAAAAUUGCGGGCCCACGAGACCUCCUUGAUGAGUCCCAGAGUGAGGCCCAGCAUCAAGUGGAUGAUGAUCGUCUGUGUGAGAAGACUGAGGUGAAGGAACCUUCUUACACCACGAGACUGCAGGAACUCUCCACACCGUCCAAUGAUGUCUGGUGGUCUUGGUACCAGAAUAAAUAUGGACCCACCUAUGAUGAUUUCAGAAGCCUUUACAUCUUGUCAGAUGAGAGUGAUGAUUUGACCCAUGAUGCGGAUGAUGAAGAGGACAAGAUUAAUUGGAACCCAAUGCCGCUUGAAGACUUGAAGAAUGACUAUGAUGACAUGUAUUUUCCUGGCCCUUGUGAAAGGCGAGACUGACCCCAGAGAGCUGUACAGUUAUGUUCUGAUGAAAUGGCGGCGCUCUAUCUUAGAACCCUCUCAUAGAGACCAUGUAGGAUCUGAGAUGAUCUGGAGCUUCUUUGCACUCCUGUGCAGGAAUAAUGGGGUAGGUGUAGCUGUGUGUGUGAUGAGAGUGUGAGAGAGAGAGAGAGAGAGAGAGAGAGAGAGAGAGAGAGAGAGAGAGAGACAGAAAGAUCUAAACACGAUCUUGCUUGGCAGUAUGUUUUUAGUGUACUUUAGAAAUAUGCAUGACUGUGUCUAUGUGCGUUCACCACAUUCCCUGUUCCAGAUGGCGACUGGUAAAGAGAUGGCCGCCCUGCUGCUGCACAGAAGCAAGUAUGGACCUGGAGCAGCAAAGGAUUGUGGUAGAGGCACCAAUGGCCUCAUAGAUCUGCUCAUCUUUGGCAAGAAAAAGGCAUACUACUCCUUCACAUUUUCAUGUCAGCUGGAAUAGACACAUUGAUACACUGCAAUGAACCUGUCUCUAUUCAUAAUAUGUCAUACAUGGUUAUACUGCCUUGAAGGAGGCUCUGGACUUGGCCAUCAGCCAAGGCUACUGGGAGCACGCCUUAUAUCUGGACAACGUGAUUAAUAAAUCAUUAUGUGGCAGGGCCAUCAGUGGAUUCAUCAGUGGACUGGAUGAUAGGGAUCCGAUGAAAACUUUCUAUCAGGUCCAAGCAGGUGUACUUCCGUCAGCUGCCACUAGCUAUGGGGAUGAGACCUUUGGAGAUUGGCGCCCCCACUUGGCCAUGGUUUUGAUGAAUUCCAUUAAUCCUGACUUUCAAAAAGAAGUAAUUAUAAACAUUGGAGACACUCUAGCAUCUAAAGGGCACAUUCAGGCUGCACAUGUUUGUUACAUGACUAUAGAAAUGGAACCGGGGAAAUACAAGCAAAACACCAGGCUAGUUCUUGUUGGAGGAGACCUCAGCUUACCAUUCAGGGAGUUUGCUUGCAACACUGCAAUUGAGCAAACGGAACUCUACGAGUAUUGUUUGUCUCUCCGCCGCGAUGGUCUUUGUGUACCUAACUUCCAGAUGUUUAAGGUUUUGUACGCUGGGAGACGGUUCCAAGCUGGAAAUUCUGCAGAGGCCCUUAAAUAUGCUGAGGCCAUUGGAAGAGCUUUGUUGGCGUCUCCGUCAGAAGAUAGACGGUUACUGUCAAAUCUCCUGAAACUAUGUGCCGCCCUACCCCCAAAGCUGCAAGGAGAAUGGACUGAGCCUCCUUGGAUAACAAGCCUCAAGAGGCUGGAAAAGGUUUUGGGGCUCAAAGACAUGACUGUACCUCCAGAAGGUUCAGAGCUGUUUCAGCGUCAGCCUGUCGUGUCACUGGAGAAUGAGUCAGACACAGCUCAUGGAAGUGGGAUGGAGGUGUCCAAACCAUCUCCUGCUGAGGACAAUCUUCCUGCUCUACUUCAGGGCCAACCUGACGUCCAGAGUGUGGAACUUGAGGAGGAGGUCGGUAGUCAAUCAGACCCAACCAAUCGCUCCUCCCCAAUGGAGCUGGACACUCAGAAUAGCCAUCUGAAGGAAGACGAGGAGGGAAUUAAAGAGAAACCAGCCCACUUCUCUGUCAUCACCAUCAUCUCUGAGAGGUCUUCUUGCCCAGAACAAGACAACAGCUCAGUCUGCUUGGGUAGUCCCAAGAUCAUCAGGCCGCGAAGAAAGCGAUUUUGGACUUCCUGGUUUGGCUGUUUCAGGAGGGCAGAGGAGUAAUUCCCUUUUCACGGUUCUACCCGGGCUGUUCCAGUGGCUCCAGAGGAAUGAACCUCAACAAGCUCAGCUCUUGUCAAUCAACUCCUGAAGGACA
This is a messenger RNA of Clupea harengus (Atlantic herring), 2402 nucleotides long. Its product is annotated as protein transport protein Sec16B-like. The record is from RefSeq and is a predicted model, not a curated record. Bases 1250 to 2308 code for a protein of 352 amino acids. Lineage: Eukaryota; Metazoa; Chordata; Actinopteri; Clupeiformes; Clupeidae. Gene Ontology annotation, cellular component: ER to Golgi transport vesicle membrane; endoplasmic reticulum exit site. Gene Ontology annotation, biological process: Golgi organization. The transcript has 14 exons.